Messenger RNA from Anopheles stephensi (Asian malaria mosquito), 913 nucleotides. RefSeq names its product peritrophin-1-like. Gene Ontology annotation, molecular function: chitin binding. Bases 128 to 784 code for a protein of 218 amino acids. The record is from RefSeq and is a predicted model, not a curated record. The transcript is spliced from 3 exons. Gene Ontology annotation, cellular component: extracellular region. Lineage: Eukaryota; Metazoa; Arthropoda; Insecta; Diptera; Culicidae.
CCACCAUCAAUCUCAGACUGAUCUGAAAUCGAUAAGAUAGCUACUGCACAAUCCAGCGCACUAUAAAACACGAUCGAUGUGGCCAAUUCCGGACACUGUGUCUAAUCCUCAUUGUCGUGCUUAAAAGAUGAUUCACGAAGCGAAAUUUCGUGUACUGGGGCUCGUUGCCCUGUUGGCCAUAGUCGGUUGUGCCACGGCACAAACCACCGUGGAUCCCUGCGUGGAAGCGGGAAAAACGGACGGAUUUCUACCCCACCCAACCAACUGCUCGCUGUACUUUGCCUGCUACGGCAACAAGGGCUACGAACAGGCCUGUCCCGAUGGCAAGUUUUUCGAUCCGGUGAAAAUUGUGUGCGAUGUGCCGGAAAAGGUUCAGUGCCAGAUUAACAAUUGUCCACCGGAAGGCAUCGAAUAUCUGCCAAUGCCCGGCUCGUGCGAUCAGUACAUCAUUUGCAUUGGUGGAGUGGCAUUCAAUCAAACCUGCGACACGGGUCUCUUUUUCGACCCAGUGCUCGGAGAGUGUAAUUAUGCGAAUUUAACCGAUUGCGUAGUGAAUCCCUGCGGACCACCAGCAGUUCCGCCCGUGCUGGAAAUUCAUCCGAAUCCUGCCAACUGUUCGCAGUACAUUAUUUGCGUGGAAGGUGAAGCGAAUAUACGAGACUGUGCUUCUGGUCUGUUCUUCGAUGUGGUGGCUGAAAAAUGCACGGUGGAUGGUGUAUGCACUGUCGAGACUCCGACGGAGAUUCCUGCCAGCAUGAAUGAAGCGGAACUGGACUUCUGGUAGACGGUAUUUGGUAGCACAAUGAGCUUAAUCUUUACGAAUGGUGUGGAUAAGCAAAUAAAGGUAGAUAGAUACCUUGGCUGCCUCAUAAUAGUGACGCAAAAUAAAACAGUUUAAUCUAACUGAAACGUC